Messenger RNA from Letharia columbiana, 912 nucleotides. RefSeq lists its product as uncharacterized. The coding region runs from base 1 to 912 and encodes 303 amino acids. The transcript is spliced from 3 exons. NCBI's taxonomy places the organism in Eukaryota, Fungi, Ascomycota, Lecanoromycetes, Lecanorales, Parmeliaceae. The record is from RefSeq and is a predicted model, not a curated record.
AUGGCUGAGAGCAUCUGCUCAGCCAGGAGAAGCUCAAGUUACCAUAUCAUCCGGGCUUUGCUCAAAGAUCCAACAUGCCGGCCAAUAUAUGCUUUGAGCCGCACGCCAGACUCCAACCUUCGAGACGGCGUUUCCUACCACGCUGGCAACAUUACCAACGCAACAGCGCUCCAUGCACUGCUUCAAGAAAUCAAGCCGCAGGUUAUCUUUCUCACCGCCUCUUCGAAAUCGUCUGACUUCACCGUAAAAGGCCAGGACUACCUUGAUAUUCAUGUGGCAAGCACAAAAAACUUGCUUGCGGCCGGAAGGAUGGCUUCUUCAGUCAAGGCUUUGGUCUUCUCUUCAUCAGUUAUGGUCUUCGCAGGUGAGGAGCACAUUGACCUCAAUGAGACUCUGACUCUUUGGGAACCGCAUUCCAAAGGCACACCCUAUGAUCUAUCCAAAGCUGCCACCGAAAAGCUCGUCCACGAGGCCAAUUGUGAAGACCUCCGCACUGUGACUAAUCGUCCACGCCUCAUGUGUGGCGAGCAAGAUACUUCAUUCGUUCCUGGAUUGAUUGGAGUUCGUCCAAAUGUGCAACUUGGCGAUAAAACGAACUUUAUUGACACUGUGUCCGUCGGAGAUAUCACACCCCUCAAAAAUGUUACCGUCACUCCUGUUUGGCUUGCCCUGGCUUUGGCGAGCACAGCACAGUGGGCAUUCUUCAUCCUUACCCUAGGCCAAAAGAAGCCCAAGACAUUGAACAAGCUCGUUGUUUCGCGUCGUGUGCGAACGCACACCUACAACAUCGACAAGGCAAGGCAAGCGCUAGGCUACAAUCCUGUGCCCGAACUGGAGAAUGGGAAUAAGCGCUCGGUAGAGUGGAAGAAGCUGAAGCGUGAGGAGAAGAAGACGGACCUUAAGACGAAUUGA